Bursaphelenchus xylophilus (pine wood nematode) is the source of this 4399-nucleotide messenger RNA. Lineage: Eukaryota; Metazoa; Nematoda; Chromadorea; Rhabditida; Aphelenchoididae. The record is from the annotation of a GenBank genome assembly.
AUGGAGGAGAUACGACGACAACUCCUGGAACGCAAGAUAAUGGAGCUUCGGAGUAAGUUACCGUAAAAUUUACGAUUUUUAUUUGAUAGUCUUUGUUAAACAGCCGUAUUUUGUGUGUUUUAGGUAAUGUGGAGAAAUUAAUCCCGUUUGAGGACAAGUUUUUCAACGAGCCCAAAGUCAGCGAUCUGAAAGUCAAAGUUGGAGACAAGACGUUCCAUGUACGAUCUUCGCUCUAAUAAGGGAAGUCACUUUUUUCGCAGACGGACUUUGGAACGGCACCUAGUAGGUUUCAAACGUGAAGUGACUGCGAUCAUAAAACUGAUUUCCAAAAGUGUUUACGGGGCUUCUCGGCCGAGAAAAUCGACCACAAAGUUUAGCCGAAAUGAGCGAAUAGCCUCCUCAAAAGAAACAGCUUAUUUCAUCUGCAGUGGUGGCCGAGUGGUCAGCGCGCUCGCUUUUUGCGCCAGAAGACGUGAGUUCGACUUCGGUCGUCUGCGGAUGCAUUUCUUUUGACAAUUGAAUCAAAUAGAGAGAUGCCGUUAACAUCACAUAACCUAAUUAUUAGCAAUUUUUAAUAAAACACAAAUUUAGAAAGUAUAUCUUCAUCAACCCAGCCCUGUUUUGACUUUACAAUAUUCAUGAACAUUCAGCUUUGAAUUUAUGUUUAAAUUACUGUAAAAAAUUACAAAAGUGUAUACAUUUUAUGUUUGCAUACUAAAUCAAUAUUUACGAACCACAAAAGAAAAUAAACUGCGCAAGGGAUCGAACCCGCCUCUUCUGGCGCAAAAAGCGAGCGCGCUGACCACUCGGCCACCACUGCAGAUGAAAUAAGCCGUUUCUUUUGAGGAGGCUAUUCGCUCAUUUCGGCUAAACUUUGCGGUCGAUUUUCUCGGCCGAGAAGCCCCGUAAACACUUUUGGAAAUCAGUUGUAUGAUCGUAGACGCUUCAGGUUUGAAACCUACUAGGUCCCGUUCCGAAGUCCGUCUGCGAAAAAAGUGACUUCCCUUGUAAGCAUUUUCUGACUUUUUCAAUUUCAGGUCUGCAAGCAUCAGUUAGUCAAGAAGUCGCUGGUCCUUGAAACAAUGCUCCUUUCCGGCCUCAAAGAAGACCAAGAAGGCGUCUGGAACCUAUGCGACGAAGAUCCUGACGCAGUAGAAGCCAUGUUGAAACACAUUUACAUGAACACGAAGAUUGAUAGUUUCAAGUUAGCGAGCAGUGUGAUCCCUUUGGCACAUCGAUAUGAUCUCCAGGACCUAAAGGUGAGUGGAUUUUGGUUAGAAAUCAAUUAACUGUCCGCCAGAGCCUCCGCCAAAUUUUAAAUCCGAAAUCAAGGCUUAGAAUUCCUUUGAGAUACUCGAUUUACAAUUCGACUUUAACCCGAAUGUUUUUGAUCAGAUUCACGUUUUUGCAAUGAACACACUUUGACCAUUUUCGAAACAAAAUUAUUUUCAGAACGAAUGCGAACUCGUACUGCUGGAAAAAGUGACACUGGAAAGUGCUGAACAAGCUUUCUACCUGGCCAAAAAAUUCGAUUUAAACUUGUUGCUCAUCAAGAGCUGUCAGAUCAUUUACUUUGAAACUCAUCUUGAUGGUGGGACCCUGCCAUUUGAACCAAUCCCCAAAAAAAAUUUAUUUUUAACACUUAACGAUUUAAAGGAAUUUCAACUUUUUCCGUGGACGAUCAACUUUACCGAAGACGAUGUUGUCAGGGUCCGAAUUAAAUACAUGCGCCGCCGCUUAAAUAUGAACUCGCGCGCGCGCAAUUCCUUUCUAUUUGAGCCAUGUGACAAACUUUCCCAUGAUUUGUUUUCGGUGGAGUGCGGCCUCCGCCAUAAACGAGAUGGUAAUGGAUUUUGUCACGAAGUUCAUGACGGUGAUUUUGAACUUACCUUUCGAAAGAACAGCAGAGACUCUCCUGAACGGACUGAGGUCAUCGUUUGGAAUUACACAGAUGAAAAACAGCAGAAACGUGAAUUAUAUCUUAAUUUUUGUUAUUACCUUCCGACCAGAGGAUAAUGCAACUCAUGUUUGUACCAAUUUUUUCUUUAACGAACUAAAUUUUACAAAAGUAACAAUAAAUAUCAUGGCUAACCAUAUACACAGUUUGAGGCUUCUGAACUGUGGCGCCUCGCACAUGGAGAAAACAAAGGUGUCGCGACACUUGCGGGCAACCACUUUGCGGGCAAAAUUUGGGGGGUCACAUUUGCGGGCAGCUGAAACAUUUGCGGGCAGCUGAGACACUUGCGGGCAACCUUGGACAUUUGCGGGCAGCCGACAUUUGCGGGCAACCGGCACCUGAGGGUAACAGGGUAGAGGUGGAAAUAUUACUGCGAUAUUUUGGAAAUUUGCCGACAUUUGCGGGCAGCCGACAUUUGCGGGCAACCGACAUUUGCGGGCAACAGGAAAAAACAAUCACACAGACUGUAUAGGAACUUUUGGAACUGUUGCCCGCAAAUGUCGGCUUCCCGCAAGUGUCGGUUGCCCGCAAAUGUCGGAAAACUUCCAAAAUAUCGCAGUAAUUUUUCCACCUCCACCUUGUUAUCCUCAAUUGCCGGUUGCCCGCAAAUGUCGGCUGCCCGCAACUGUCGACCCUGCCCGCAAAUGUCCCAGGCUGCCCGCAAAUGCCGGUGCUGGCCGCAAAUGUCGGCUGCCCGCAAAGUGGCUGCCCGCAAAAUAUUUGCCCGCAAAGUGGUUGCCCGCAAGUGUGCGCCCGCCAAAACAAAAAAAUUUCUAAAUAAAAAUUUUUACUUUUUAUCAAACACUCAUCUCAAAUUAGCGCUAAAGUAAGAUAUUCUCCAAUUUGGGCAACUCUGCGUCAAAAAUGGUAUAACGCGUUGAACCCCAGUAAUUUCCAUCUUCUUUUCGAUAUUCGCACCCAGCCGUACUCGAACCCGGGUUGCUGGAUUGGCACUAACUACUCUACCACUAUAUUUGUCGAAGUUUUUUUGAUGGCCUCUAUAGAGCAGAGUUUUAUGCUAAUUCAGUAAAAUCGCCUGUGAAAUUUCAGAAAGGAAAAUUUUAAAUAUUGUAUCUAAAGAUACGAUAUUACGGUAUUACUUGAAUAUGCCCUGAAGUAUCAGUGAUCGGUUCGUAGAGUGACUUGAUGACGUAAUCCGUAAGAGAAAAUAGAGGUCAUUGCCUUGGCGUCUCAAAUCGAAAGCGCAGCAUUUAUAAACCCAGCUUUGGUCAUGGAGGAGACACGACGACAACUCCUGGAACGCAAGAUAAUGGAACUUCGGAGUAAGUUACCGUAAAAUUUACUAUUUUUAUUUGAUAAUCUUUGUUAAACAGCCUUAUUUUGUGUGUUUUAGGUAAUGUGGAGAAAUUAAUCCCGUUUGAGGACAAGUUUUUCAACGAGCCCAAAGUCAGCGAUCUGAAAGUCAAAGUUGGAGACAAGACGUUCCAUGUACGAUCUUCGCUCUAAGCAUUUUCUGACUUUUUCAAUUUCAGGUCUGCAAGCAUCAGUUAGUCAAGAAGUCGCUGGUCCUUGAAACAAUGCUCCUUUCCGGCCUCAAAGAAGACCAAGAAGGCGUCUGGAACCUAAGCAACGAAGAUCCCGACGCAGUAGAAGCCAUGUUGAAACACAUUUACAUGAACACGAAGAUUGAUAGUUUCAAGUUAGCGAGUAGUGUGAUCCAUUUGGCACAUCGAUAUGAUCUCCAAGACCUAAAGGUGAGUGGAUUUUGGCUAGAAAUUAGUUAACUGUAUGCCAGAGUCUCCGUCAAAUUUUAAAUACGAAAUCAAAGCUUAGAAUUCCUUUAAGAGAAUCGAUUUGCAAUUCAACUUUGACCCGAAUGUUUUUGAGCAAAUUUACGUUUUUGCAAUGAACACACUUUGGCCAUUUUCGAAACAAAAUUAUUUUCAGAACGAAUGCGAACUCGUACUCCUGGAAAAAGUGACACUGGAAAGUGCUGAACAAGCUUUCUACCUGGCCAAAAAAUUCGAUUUAAACUUGUUGCUCAUCAAGAGCUGUCAGAUCAUUUACUUUGAAACUCAUCUUGAUGGUGGGACCCUGCCAUUUGAACCAAUCCCCAAAAGAAAUUCAUAUUUAGCAAUUAAAAAUAUACGCGAAUUUCAUCUUUUUCCGCUCACGAUCAACUUUACCGAAGGCGAGUUUGUCAAACUCCGAAUUAAAUACGUGCGCCGCGGCUCCUUUCUAUUUGAGCCAUGUGACAAACUUUCCCAUGAUUUGUUUUCGGUGGAGUGCGGCCUCCGCCAUAAACGAGAUGGUAAUGGAUUUUGUCACGAAGUUCAUGACGGUGAUUUUGAACUUACCUUUCGAAAGAACAGCAGAGACUCUCCUGAACGGACUGAGGUCAUCGUUUGGAAUUACACAGAUGAAACACAACAGAAACGUGAAUUAUAUCUUUGUGUUUGUUAUUACGGUGGGAAAUACUAA